Messenger RNA from Phytophthora sojae, 1290 nucleotides. RefSeq lists its product as hypothetical. The annotation marks the transcript as partial. The transcript is spliced from 2 exons. The record is from RefSeq and is a predicted model, not a curated record. Lineage: Eukaryota; Oomycota; Peronosporomycetes; Peronosporales; Peronosporaceae.
CUUGACACCGACGAUCUCGAGGCCGCUGGCUGCGCGGUUUGUGCCCUCGGCGCGCAUCGUCCUCGCCUCCCCGUCGCGCCCCAAGUCCAGCUCCCGGCUUCAGGCGCCCCCGUCCACUCGGUGACUGCUCUUGUCGCCGACGCGCACACUCUCCCGCGCGAGAACCAGGAGCUGCGCGCCCAGUACGAACUCGUCUCAGCGCACAAUGCGGGCUUGGCUACUCACGCGUCCGUGCUGCAUGACCGCAAUCUCGCGAUCUUGCAUCGUGCUCGCGAGGGUUAUCGCGCAGGCAUGAUCCGGCUCGAGCAGGCGCUCCUCUCCCGGGAGCACGCCGAGCGGGACUACGCCGUCCUGGAGGACCGAGUGACCGACUUCCGCGCUCGUGCUGAGCGCGCCGACGCUGCCGAGGCUCUACUCCGCGCCGAGCGAGGCUCCUCGACAGAGCAAUAUCGUGAUCUUCAAGCUCAGCUCCGGGCGGCACGAAACCAGGUCACUGACUUGACUACCGUGUCGCUUGCGCGGCUAUCAAGUGCGUCGCGCCUCCACGGCCCUGAGACGCUGCUGUCACCGAGAGGGACCGGGCACGUCAAGCCGUGGCCGCCCUUGAGCAGCGGCGAGACGCUGCCGUCGCCGAGAGAUCAGGCUCGUCAGGCCUUGACCGCUCUGGAGCAGCAGCGCGCCCCUGUCGACGAAGAGCUCCGCGCGGCCCGUGCGUCGCUUUCUCAGAGCCGCAUGGAGAUCGAGGCGGCCCAGAACCUGAACGUCCCGCUGCAGGACGACCUUCUGCGCGUCAAUGCGCUCUUAGUGGCCCACGCCGAGGAGCUCCGCCGCGGCGCGACGCGUAUCCACGAGCUGGAGGAGUCAGUGGCUACUGCUACGACUCUCCGUGUGGCCGCCGAGUCCGAGAUGGCGCGGGCUCAAGCCGGCGAACUUUGCGCCACAUCUCGCGCGGCGCAGUAUCGAGCUGGGUGGCUGUCCAUGCGGCGGUCGUCUCAGCAGCGUCGAGGAGCAGUCGGCGCCCAGACCCAUCGUCUCAGCGCUCGCGUCGCCAAGCUGGAGGAGGAGCACGACUUGGCCAUCCGAGAGCGCGACGAACGCGCUGUGGCUUGGCGUCGGAUGCUUCGAGACGCGCGUCGGGGCCGAGAGAUGGCGCGGCGGAUGCGCGACGAGCUUGCUGAUCGUCUCGCCGGCAUCGUAACGCGUGUAGGCGGGCAGAUCGACACCGCUGACCUGGUCAGGCGAUUCGAAGCCACUUUCACGGCGGAGAUCGACGGUGCGACCCCCCUCCCC